ACUCUGAUUGAUUAGUCUUGUGAUUGUGUCAAUAGUAUAUAUACGGGUAGAUCAAGUUCCUGAAACGUCAAAGAGAAUCCCCAUCUCUACAAGAAUGAUUUCAUUACCAACCUAAACAACAUCAAUACAAUCGAUCACAAUGACAACAUCAUUAAUGCCAACACCGGCACCACCGCCUUAUGCGAGCAAUACAAACGAUGCAUCAUUAAUCGCUCAUCCACAAACAGAUAGACAUUCAAGCGGGACAGGAAUGUUUUCUAUCCUUCCGCCUUGUUAUACGUUAGCAGAAGAACAGAUCGUUCCUCAAACAAGGCCCGUACCUGGACAAUCGAACUCCUCCACGGUCAGUAGAAAUAUUUCAACGAUGAUGAGAAGGGAUACUUCCUCUUCAACCGGCCAAAGUUCAGAUAGUCAAGAAACAAAAACGAGUUCUUCUUCAGGACUAUCAAGUUUAAAUGGAUUAUUUAGCAAGAAGAACAUCGAGCUAACAAUGUCUUUAUCGGAUAAUUUAGUAUUUGUCUAUCCAAACAGACCAAAUGCAACGCAAGCGGGUAUGGAAACAACUUCUCCUGGUGAUGAAGCAACGACUGAAUCGGAAAAGCCGCCAUUUAUUGUCGUCAAUUUGACAUUGACCAUCCCAGAGAAUGCAGCUAUACCACCGAACGGAAUCGAAUCAUUACAAGUCGAAUUGAUGGCAAACGAAUCAUUAGGAUUUCCCGAUGCUCCGUUUGAAUACAACACUUUAUCACACAUCAAAAAGAAGGUGGAAGAGGUGCACGAUAUCAAACUUGAACAAGGACAAACAUACAACUUUCAAACACUUUUGGAAAUCCCACACGAUGUUACACCGUACGAUAUGAGUAGAUACGGCAGAGUAUUACCACGUAUUCGUGCAAAACUAAAAUGGUCAAGUUGCGGUGCAAAAAGUCGAUUCAUCUUUGGUUCUUUACGUGAUCUAACGGCCGAACAAGAUGUUUGGAUCGUUUCUGUUCCACGUACAUCCAACAUUCUCGAUUAUGCACGUACACAUCAAACGGCAAUCGAAGAUUUAGGUCCUUUUGUCAUUCACGUUCGAACGCAUCAUUUAACCGUGGGAGGCUAUAUGCGUAUGGGAUUGUCAAUUCCUGCUCCAGCUGCCAAUGUUCAAAUUGAAAAGGUACAGCUCUUCUUGGUUCAAACGACAAAAUUGAUCAGUCGCGGUAAAAGUAGAUAUACAAAAGAAUGCAAACCGGACAAAAUUCCUUUCAUGAGUAUAGAAAAAGAAGAGUUGAAACGAUGCAUUCGACAAGAAGAAGAAGGAAGCCAACAGGAAGGUUCACCUUUGGUGGGUAAUUGGGUCGCACGUAUCCCUACCGAUCAAAGAGCAAGACCUAGUACACUUCAAGGUAGCAAAGAUGCAUCUUUACGUGUUUCACAUCAAUUGGAAGUUCGAAUCAUUUUCCGAAAAAGCACGGAAACCAAAUCACCAGGUCAAGAAGUCCUUCCUGCAACGAUUUAUUCAGCUUCUUGGCCUUUGACGUUGGCAUCCUGUGCAUGCAAAUGGAGAUCGUUGAAGUUACCGAUGUACAGCGAAUGCGAACCACUUUCGGAUGAAGUCGCUCGUGCAGCCGCUGCUGAUUGGCAAGACAAACACCUACGUAUGGGAAAGAAGAAACACGUUGAUGGUUUUGAUCCAUCCUUGUGUUCCUGUGGAAUUCCCUUGGAUGAGCUAUUACGAUAUGAAUGUGAACAGGAUAACGCACAGCAAUCUUCCACCAUCCGAUUGAUGAGAGAGGAGAUUGAAGCGGCAACACUGUCUCCCUCUGUCAGAUCGCCCGAUCAAUCUUCAACUCAAGAUGCUUUCGACGAAUUCAACGCUGAGAGUCAGCAAAUCGCUCAUCAUCGUCAAACAUGCGGCUAUGCUCAUAUGGAACAAGAAGAAAGAACAAGAUUACAACUUGAACAAAAAGCAAGACAAGAAUAUCGUUGAAGAGGACUGGAAAAAGACUCUAUUAUAUACCAUUGUACAUUACGAAAAAAUACGAGUUUUCUCGAGAAUCCGAUCUAUAGAUAGCACAAUAAUUAAUACUUGUUAUUUUUGGCCAGUUGAAGGCUUUAAUAAAU
Molecule: messenger RNA, 2103 nt
Organism: Meira miltonrushii
Lineage: Eukaryota; Fungi; Basidiomycota; Exobasidiomycetes; Exobasidiales; Brachybasidiaceae
Exons: 1
Coding region: 140-1969 (609 amino acids)
Source: RefSeq, a predicted model, not a curated record